AGGCGAUCGGUGAACAGACUCGAAGCUCGUCAGUGUUUAGUGUUUCACCGAAAUUUUUCGGAAUUUCCGGACGCGAGAUCGGUUCGAAGGAUCUCGGUCCUCGUUGAAACUCGUUUCGAAGGAUACGGGAGAUAAUCAGGCGUGAUAACGUUCCUCGAUCGAGGAACGCGUGCUCGUUCGAAAAGCGGAACGGAAGAAAAGUAGGAGAAGGCAGAUCGGUUCUCCCUCUUCCGGUAAACGGAGCACGGAAGCUUGCCGAGAGGGUGAAGGAAGUCGAGUAAGCGGGUGGCUGAGUGGGAGGAACUCUCUGAAGGCAAAAGUAGCAUAGAGAUCUUGGAAACCGGGGCUGUUCCAGAAGCAUCCUCCAAGCUAACCUUCAUUUUUAUCGAAGAGUCCGCGUAACGUCACCAUUAAAAUUCCUUGCCAGUGUUCCAACGGAGAGUCAAAGAGGGGUGAGAGGAGCCAGUUGGAGGACGGACCACAAGUCUGCACACCUAUUCGUCCUAUCUCUCUCUCUCUCUCUCUGGUUGUUCUCCCUCCAAAGUUUCGUCCAGCUGCUGGCACGUCGGUGUUGCCCGCAAAAAGGACAGGCGUGCGUCCACCGGGAGAGAAAGAGGUUGGUCGCGACAUCGGUAGGGUAAAGAAGGUUCGCGAUAUACCCUCCGUGGCUGGAAUUCUUCCUUCUUUCUCGGACAUCGCCGCUCCCUGGAUUCUUCGUGUGUGUUCCUUGAGGGCAGAGGUAGGGGAAGCAGGAUGGAAGGAGAGUAGGGACGCGAAAUCGAGGAAUACGCGAGUUCGUGCUCGCGUGUACGAAGCGAGGCGAGGCGACGCGUCGCGACGAGCAUCCUGGGGAUCAAGGGUUCGCGUAUGUGUGCGUCGCACGAGGGUGGGGAUCCGAAGAAGGUAGGAGGACGAGUCGGGAGGACGAAGGCAGCGCUAUCGAGUGGCGGUACCAGGAAGCAACCGCCGUCGUUCGUCGUCACCGGCGUCCCCGAGAGAGAGAGAAGAGUCCGCCGCCGACAGAGUAUCCGAGAUAUCGCUGCUCUCGCGCGAGAUACAUAUGGACCCAAAGUGGCCAAAGUGAGUUUCACGCAACGAUAUCCGGUUCUGCGGUUCGCGUUCCGUCGCCGUCGAGACCACCACGAGAUCCUGGUUGCUUGCAAUCUCGACGGCAGCUACCCUUUAAUCACGACAGCUAGCCAGGGUUGCGCGAACGAAUCUGAUCGGUUUCAACGAACGAUUUACGCGCGUCUCGCGUGUGUCACGACUGGGAUUUUUCUAAAGGAACGAACUGCAAACUCGCGAGUGAACGACCGUCAGACGAAUUCCGGAAGCUGCGCUACCGUUUGCCAAUUAACGAUUCAGCAAACACCACGGACGGAUAUCGGGAGCAGAGGAGAAAGAACGGCAAUCGGGUAUUGAACAGGUGCCGGAGUACAAAGGGUACGAUCAUAGAGGAGAAGGCAACGCGACAGUGUCGUCGGCGGAGCAGGCGUCAAAAGUGUCGGAGGUCAACAGGAAGCUAUUCUCGCAAUCGAGCGAGAACAAUCAUCGGGAGGAGAACAGCUGGUGGGCGGCGGAGGCGGGCGUAGGUCAAGAGAUAAGGGAGCGUGAUAAGGGCGCAGCGGUGGCGGGUGAGCUGGCUUGCCUCGCGGAUUACAUGGCGGGGUACUUGAAGGCGGCGGGCGCCACUUGCGCCCCGACCGGAAGUCCUCAGUACCAUCCCCACAGUCAUCCGGCGAUGGGUGUUGGUACUCACCCCCAUCCACAUUCUCACCCGCACCCGGGGGCACCUCACCCUGGGCUACCAUCACCCUUCGCCCUCGCUACUCACGGUCAUCCGCAUCCCCAUCCACUGGAGCACGGACUCGCGGCUUUUCCGCAAGGAAUGAAUCAGCGCAAACAGCGCCGCGAGAGGACAACGUUUACCAGAGCGCAAUUGGACGUUCUCGAGGGACUUUUCACGAAAACGAGGUAUCCCGAUAUCUUUAUGCGAGAGGAGGUCGCAUUGAAGAUUAAUCUGCCCGAAUCACGAGUUCAGGUAUGGUUCAAGAACCGUCGAGCAAAGUGCAGACAACAACUGCAACAACAGCAGCAGCAGCAACAGCAACAACAGCAAACCUCGCCGUCGAAAGGGUCGCCGAGAUCGAGUCAGGCGCAAAGCAACGGGAACAACGGAAGCAAAAUGUCGACCAGCACGUCCGCGACGCCCAGCAGACGUUCAUCGCCGGUUUCUCCACCGCGUGGCAAAGAAGCACCGGGCCCCAAUUCGCCUCUGCUGUCGACAACGUCAACGUACCCGCGUCUCGGAGUGACGCCGACCGGCGGAAGCGGCGCGAACAGCGCCCUUACAACCCCGUCGCCGCCGUUGACCCCAGGUUCCAGCCAGCUACCGCCGUCCUCUUAUCCGCCCCCCAUGAACCAGAUUCAUCACGGCGAGUAUGGUUUCGCUUGGAGUUCAGCGUCGCCCGGCUCGGUGAACCCGAGCCAAUGUUACGCCGGGCAGACCUACAACGCCUACCAGAACCCGUACACCAACGGCGAUUAUUAUCAGACCCAGAUCUCGCACAUGCACCACAGCCCCCAAGGGAACUACCAUCACCCGCAGUAUCAUCACAACAUGACGCUAACCUCCUCGAUGUCACACCUGACCAGCCAUCAUCUGAAUCCAACAGGUACGAACGAUAUGGCCACAUCCCCGUCCGACUCGGACGGCUACAUAUUGCCCGAUCAAAAGUACCAAACGAUGGUAUAGCGGUCCACCAGGUCCUCCGGGAUCUUUCAGCGUGGCCAGGAGAGCACAACCGCGGCCGGAUCCUCCGCGGCUUACAACUGGCGUUUGUCCUCCGCGCCAUCGUGCCCCGAGAUCAGCGGUAGCAUCGAUUCCGACGAUAAUUGAGUUGGCAUACAAACUCGGACGAUUUUCGGAUCGGUUCGACGAGAAAUUUUUUAGUGAACUGUGCAAGGAUUCGAGAUUCUCUGAGACGAAACAGCGAAUCGUGUGGCGUUCGAUUCCGCCAUUGAUCGUAGACAUUGCUCUUUUGCGCGGUAACGAUGGAUGUAAUCGAUGGUAACCGAUUAUUUCUUAUGGAUAACGUGCAACGCAUCGUUCGAUGAAAUGUUCGCGAUUUCAAGUUUCGUACGGUGAACAUAGGUGAUCAAUUCCCGGUGAAACAUUCAAAUCGAGAACUAUUUUAUGUCGCAGGAUAGGCGGUUCGAGAACGCGUCGUAAAUAAAGAGCGUUUAGAGGAUUAAUAAACAGUUUCUUCUUUGUUCACGGCACGUUGCUCGUUCGUCUUGAUCGCCUCCACGCGAUGCAUUCACGCUCGAUCUGAAAACACGUAAAUACGAAGGGAAACAUUUAGUAAGCAUUUUCAAUUGAAAAAAAAAAAAUAAAAAUUAAAAAACAUUUCGCAUUUCACGACUAGUUUCGGGUCAUUCGUCGACGAACGAUUUGAUCCGAGUACUAUUAUUUAGCGAAAAAUUCCUUUCCUUUUGCUUUCUUUUAGAAUUGACGCGCGACAAUGCUUUCCCGUAUUUCUGUUUUCUUUUCACUCUUCCCUUCCAUUCGAUUCGCAAUUAUUUCGCGAUCACUCCGCGAAAAGGGUCCGGUGAUAGGUGACGUCGCGCCGCGAUCGAUCACGAAACAGUCACCACCGUGACCGACUUCCUGUCUCACAGAUAUCGCUUCGAUCGAACCUAAAAGACAAUCGAAAAAGAAAAGAAAAAAGGUGUAGGUAUUCGACAAGCGUAGUCGUUCAAACGACCAUAUAUAACCCGUCCAACGAAACGAGUCGGUAAACGCACGCAAAUUCGCGUGCCCGAUGCAAGGCCGGCACACAAUUAUUUUCAGUUCUUCAAACGCUUCGUUCAACGUCUAUUUAUCGUGAGUUGAUCCUGCGUCGAGCACGCGAAUUUAAAUGCAUUCAUUAAUUCGUCUCGUCGGACGGACUAUAGUAUCAACUGCAAGGGUGCAUUGUUUCUUUCUUCUUUCUCAUAUUUUCUUGGUCGUCGGUGGUCAACAAAUUUUAGUUUCUGAAAAAUGAAGAGACUCGUCGAUGAUACAAAGCUUGAUCGUACAAUUUUAUCCACGAGAAUCCGCGAGUAAUUAUCCGUUUUACGACGUUUCAAUUUAAUUUUCCUGAAAGCGGAUCGACGAGUACUCAUCACUGCCGUCAUUAAUUUUAGUAUUAUCGUUACGAUCUUUAUUCUUACGAUUAACACUGUAAUUGAUAAUCAUUCAUAUCAAGUACGGCCAGUAGCCGGACGUUUGUGUAAAUAGCGAAAGCAAAACAGUGUGUUUGUACGAAUGCGUGAGAACUGAAUGAUCCACGAGCCGUUUUGGCGAAACCGCGAUCAACAACGUGGUGAAUUCUUACUGAAAGAUUCCGCGGACGAGUUACAACAUUCUCGGACGCUCUAUACCCCACGAAUAUUCUUUCUUUCUUCCUUUCUUUCGUGGCGGGGUAUCAAGCUUUGCUCGUGUCGCGACUUAAUCCGCGGGCAAAAUAAUAAUUUCGGCAGCAGCUUUCGAACGAAACCAGUUUCGCUAUCUUAAUAUGAGUGUUCGGGUAAAACGAAUUGCAAAGGAAAGCAGCGUGCCGAAGGACGUCAUACGUAAUCGUGAGUGUAUAUUUCGUGUAUACAACCCUAAUGUAUAUUAUUGUGGAUUAGAGAAUAAAACUCAAGUUCAAGAUAUCAGUAACGCAAACGAUAGCAUAUGAUCGUGUAAACCGUAAUGAUUAUUGUGCGCACAUAGACGUUAAGCUACUUUGUAAUAAUAUGACGCAAAAAAUGUACAUAAUUAUCAUAACUUGUAAGAUACACGAUUGGAUUCUAUCAUGUGAGAAGAAGAUCUUCCUACGUCAAAAAUAAAACAUCGCAUAUUAUUAAUAAA
Molecule: messenger RNA, 4897 nt
Organism: Osmia lignaria (orchard mason bee)
Lineage: Eukaryota; Metazoa; Arthropoda; Insecta; Hymenoptera; Megachilidae
Biological process (GO): regulation of transcription by RNA polymerase II
Cellular component (GO): nucleus
Molecular function (GO): RNA polymerase II cis-regulatory region sequence-specific DNA binding; DNA-binding transcription factor activity, RNA polymerase II-specific
Source: RefSeq, a predicted model, not a curated record